This is a messenger RNA of Rotaria sp. Silwood1, 1413 nucleotides long. The record is from the annotation of a GenBank genome assembly. Lineage: Eukaryota; Metazoa; Rotifera; Eurotatoria; Philodinida; Philodinidae.
AUGUCUAUAGAUGAUAUUGGAAAAUUAUAUGACGAUUUAUAUAUUUAUAAUACAACUAUGUUUUCUUCAUCUUCUGAUCACGAAGUAUCGAAAAUAUUUCAAAAUGAAAGAUUAAAACAAGAUUCCUUUCUUCAAAAUGUUUUAUUUCAAAUUGAAAUUGAUAUAAGAAAAAGAUCUCCACCAUACGCUGCUAUUUCUGAACAGAGUCAAUUUGAAGAUGAAGCAGAAGUUUUAUUUAUGAUCGGAAAUCCAUUUAAAGUUCAAAAUAUCAAGUACAUCGAAAAAGAAAAUUAUUAUUUAGUUAACUUAGUCUUACUUAAUGAUUUUGAACCAAACGAUGUGAGAAUAUCGACAGAUUACUCUGAUCGAAGAAAUAUAAAAAAUUGUCUAAGUACAUUCAAACUUCAAAUGUAUUAUGUAACAUCUAUUGAACUAAAUAUUAUUUAUCAGGAACUAAUGAAUUUAUAUCCGUCGGAAAAAUGGAUUGAAGCAGUGAAAUUUUAUCGCUCUGGUCAAUAUUUUCAAUAUAGAGAAAAACAGUGUCAAGUGGCACUGGAUAAAUACAAACGUGCAUUAAUGAUUUGGCGUUCCUUUGAUGAGGAUAAUGAUUUAAAUUGUUCGAUUGAUAUUGGUCAUACUUAUAUUCUGAUUGGUCUUUGCUAUCAAUCGUUACGAACUGAUGAACAAGUUAUUAAAAAGAAUUUCGAUCGAGCUCAUAAACAUUAUAAAACAGCAUAUAACAACUCUCGUUGUGAACAUGAACGAACUGAAACAUUAGAUUGUUUGGCAAAUAUUUGUGCUCAUAAAAUGUUAUUACCAUGGAAAGAUGAAAAAUUAGUAAAAAAAUAUGGUCCAAAGGCAAUGAAAUAUAAAUGGCAAUAUAUUAAAACAAUCUUACACAAUGACUUAUAUGAUAAAAUAAAAGUUGCUGAGAGUCUUGAACUCUUAGCGUAUUACUCUAAAAAACUAAUGAAUUACGAUAUUGCGUUAAAUAGUUACAAAAUGGCACUCAAUAUCUAUCAACAACAAAUUGAACUAGAUCAAAAUUCGAUUACUGGCUGUAUUGAUGAAAUUGUUGAAAUUUAUAUCAAACAGAAAAAUGACACACAUUCAGCAAUACCUUAUCAAAAAAUGCGACAUGCAAUGAGAUUAAAAUAUAAUGAACAUCGCUUAGAGGAUGAUAAACAUACAUCUUAUCACAAGAAAAAACGAAUAAUAGACAGUUAUAUUGAACUAGCUAAACUAUACGCAAAAGACAACCAAUAUGAUUUAGCAUUUGAACAAUUAAAACUAGCAAACGCACUCUAUAGCAAUGAAAGAUAUUCUAAGGUGGUCUCAAUUUACGAUUUGAUAAACGUGCGGAACACUGCUGUAAUGAAAACUAAAUAUAAAUCUCGAAGAAAGACUAUUUAA